AUCAUUUCCAGUUUCCGUAUCCUUUAAAUAAGAAUAGAUUGUGAAUAGCAAUUUUCAUACAUUCGCCUGAAUUUUGAGGCUGAAAGAUUGUGGUUGCGAUGACAUAAAUACAUUUAACAUCAAGGAGAAACUAUUGUUCAAAGGAAUAGUCAAUAUGUGGCAUUACUCUACGAUUUGUUCAAUACUGAUUUCUUUGCAAUAUGUAACGUCUCAAAAAGCAGGAAAUGAAUAUCCAUCAUUUUUCAACAUAGGUGGGGUCCUAAGCAACAAUGAUAGUGAAACGCAUUUUUCAAUGGUUAUAGCACACUUAAACUUCGAUCAGCAGUAUGUUCCCAGAGGCGUAACCUAUUAUGAUAAAACUAUUCGUAUAGAUAAAAACCCUAUCAAAACAGCACUGGAUGUGUGCAAACAUUUAAUAUCUCGUAGAGUUUAUGCUGUUGUGGUUUCUCAUGAACCUACUGGAGAUUUAUCACCUGCAGCAGUGAGCUAUACCAAUGGAUUUUAUCAAAUUCCUAUUAUCGGUAUCUCAUCUCGCGAUGCCGCGUUUUCGGACAAAAAUAUUCACGUUUCAUUCUUGAGAACCGUACCGCCAUAUUAUCACCAAGCAGAUGUGUGGCUAGAAAUGCUAAGUCACUUCGGUUAUACUAAGGUUAUCAUAAUUCAUAGCUCGGAUACGGACGGCAGGGCCAUUUUGGGUCGUUUCCAAACCACAUCACAAACAAAUUAUGACGACAUAGAUGUGCGAGCUACAGUAGAAAAUAUCAUUGAAUUCGAACCUAAACUUGAAAGUUUUACUGAAAAUCUCAUGGAUAUGAAAACUGCUCAAUCGAGAGUAUAUCUGGUUUAUGCUAAUACCGAAGACUCAUACGUAAUUUUCCGUGAUGCGGCUUUAAAUAAUAUGACCGAAACUGGACAUAUUUGGAUUGUAACGGAACAAGCGCUACAGGCUAAUAAUACACCAAUAGGCGUGUUGGGCUUAAAGUUAAAUUAUGCAAACAGUGAGAAUGAGCAUAUCCGGGACGCUAUUUACGUACUUGCUUCGGCUAUUAAAGAAAUGAUGACUUUUAAUGAAACCAUAACUGAGGCACCGAAAGAUUGCGAUGAUACUGGAUCAAUUUGGGAGUCUGGAAAGAAAAUGUUUAAUUAUCUCAAAACUCGUAACAUCCGCGGUGCUACUGGUCAGGUGGCCUUCGACAAUAACGGUGAUCGAAUGUAUGCAGAAUAUGACGUCAUCAACGUGCAAUCUUCAUCCCAAUACACAAAAGUUGGUAGUUUCUUCUAUGAUGCCGAGAAAGGUCGAAUGAAACUAAAAAUUAAUGAUACUGCACUCAUAUGGCCAGGAAACACUGAAAAAAAACCUGAAGGAAUAAUGAUUCCAACACACCUCAAAGUUUUGACUAUUGAGGAAAAACCAUUCGUAUAUGUCCGGGAACUUAUGGAUGAUGAAAUUGACUGCGAUGACGACGAGAUAGUAUGUCCCCAUUUCAACUCGACUGAUGGAUCAGAGAAGGACUUUUGUUGCAAAGGAUACUGCAUAGAUUUAUUGAAAGCGCUAGCACAAAGAAUCAAUUUUACCUUCAACCUUGCGUUAUCGCCAGAUGGUCAAUUCGGGCAUUACCAAUUGAAAAACCUUACCACAGGAAUUGGAACAGGAGUCAAGAAGGAAUGGAAUGGCCUGAUUGGGGAAUUGGUUUCAGAAAGAGCCGAUCUUAUAAUGGCUCCGUUAACUAUAAAUCCCGAGCGUGCCGAAUUUAUAGAAUUUUCAAAACCAUUCAAGUAUCAAGGCAUCACUAUAUUGGAGAAAAAACCGUCAAGAUCAAGUACUUUGGUAUCUUUCUUGCAACCAUUUAGCAAUACACUUUGGAUUUUAGUGAUGGUAUCUGUACAUGUUGUCGCGUUAGUACUCUAUCUGCUAGAUAGAUUUUCGCCAUUUGGCAGGUUUAAAUUGACUACAAAUGAUGGAACUGAAGAAGAUGCUUUGAAUUUAAGCUCUGCUAUAUGGUUUGCUUGGGGAGUUCUUCUGAAUAGCGGCAUAGGAGAAGGAACUCCAAGGUCAUUUUCGGCUAGGGUUCUAGGCAUGGUCUGGGCUGGUUUCGCAAUGAUCAUCGUAGCUUCGUAUACCGCUAAUUUGGCCGCAUUUUUAGUGUUAGAAAGGCCAAAAACGAAGCUCUCUGGUAUAAACGACGCUCGAUUGCGUAACACGAUGGAGAAUUUGACUUGCGCAACUGUCAAAGGUUCGGCAGUAGACAUGUACUUCCGCAGGCAAGUUGAACUAUCGAACAUGUAUCGUACUAUGGAAGCUAACAAUUACGACACAGCAGAACGAGCUAUCCAGGAUGUAAAAGAUGGUAAAUUGAUGGCCUUUAUCUGGGAUUCUUCUCGUUUGGAAUAUGAAGCAGCAAAAGAUUGCGAACUUGUCACCGCAGGAGAAUUGUUCGGUAGAAGUGGUUAUGGAGUUGGCCUUCAAAAAGGUUCCCCAUGGACAGACGCCGUCACACUGGCAAUAUUGGAUUUCCACGAGAGUGGCUUCAUGGAAUCUCUAGACAAGGAAUGGAUUUUUCAUGGAAGCAUUCAACAGUGUGAACAAUUUGAGAAAACACCUAACACUUUAGGCUUAAAAAAUAUGGCAGGAGUGUUUAUACUUGUUGGAGUUGGAAUAAUUGGUGGCGUGGGGUUGAUCAUAAUAGAGGUUAUUUACAAAAAACAUCAAAUAAAAAAACAAAAGAAAAUGGAUAUUGCCAGAAACGCAGCUGAUAAAUGGAGAGGAACCAUAGAGAAACGCAAAACUCUUCGAGCAUCUUUGGCUAUGCAAAGGCAAUACAAUAUCGGCCUCAAUACUGUAUCGAAAUCAAUCAGCCAAGCCGUAGAUAAGAAUCGAUAUCCUAAGCUAAGUCCUUUACCACGGACUCCGGAACGAGCAUGGCCAGGAGAUCAUGAAAUUACACGAAAUCGGAGAAACAAUGAUCAAGUUUACAAACCACCACCAAGAUAUAUGCCUACCUAUGCUACAGAUGUGUCGCAUCUGGUGGUUUAAUUGUUUUAAAUAAAUACAAGAGCAUUAUUACACACAAUUGAAGAAUACGAUAAAAUGUGCGUGUCAGCCAAAUUAUUCUCCAUAUGUCCAAAUAAAGUUAAAGUACGAAGCUAUUGUCAAAGGAUGUAUGCGUAUAUGUUAUUCGUUAUUCAGAAGUUAAAAAUGCCUAUAAAAAUAAAAAUAUAUCCAAAUGUCUUUAUACUUCAA
Messenger RNA from Uranotaenia lowii, 3241 nucleotides. It is a transcript of the gene Nmdar1, whose product is annotated as glutamate [NMDA] receptor subunit 1. The record is from RefSeq and is a predicted model, not a curated record. Gene Ontology annotation, cellular component: neuron projection; plasma membrane; synapse. NCBI's taxonomy places the organism in Eukaryota, Metazoa, Arthropoda, Insecta, Diptera, Culicidae. Gene Ontology annotation, molecular function: NMDA glutamate receptor activity. The transcript is spliced from 14 exons. Gene Ontology annotation, biological process: regulation of membrane potential; monoatomic ion transport; chemical synaptic transmission. Bases 155 to 3034 code for a protein of 959 amino acids.